UUGUUGUCGCCCGGCUCUCCCCCCACCCUCCUAUUGGACCGCCUCCCCUCCCAUCUGUCUACACCGUUUGUGGCGAAACUCUUUUUGUUUUAAUUUUGUUUUUUUAAUGUUGUUCUUGAAAUUUAAAGAAAACACCCUUUUCUUAAAGAUCUCUCGUGAGAUUUGACGGUGUAAUUAACGUGGGCUAAACUAGCGGUUCAGUUUCAUUUGAUACGCUAAACGAGCGCAAAAAAGAAAACGGACCGGACGGAUCUUUUUUUUUAAAUAGUUCCAGCAUCUUUUUACGGAGUUGAGUGGACAAGAGAUAAGUAGAAGAGUGUGUGUGUGCGUCUGAGUUUUAGUUUAAAAAAAAAGAAAAGGAAAGGGUAAUAACAAUAAUUAAAAGACAUGGAUGGCCGAUUGUGGAUGUUGGUCGUCUUCGUGAUGGUGGCAGUGUUUCCAGCGGCAACAACCGCUUUGCGAUGUGUCAACUGUAAAGGUUGUUCCAAAUUCGAAGACAGCCAAGCAGUGACAUGUCCAUCAUCAGCCGACAGAUGUCUAAAAUUGCACCUGCCUUCCGGCCUGAUCAACCGCGAGUGCGGCGACGAAAAAACCUGCGUUGACAAAAGCAACGAUCGGGAUCGCUUCCUGGCCGUCCAUUGCUGCGAUACCAACGUUUGCAACGGUGGCUCACGCUGGACAUCAUCAGGAUCCUGCCUAGCCCUUCUUCCCUUGUUGGCGACAGCCUUCCGUUCCUUUUUCCACUAUUGAUUCAUUUGCUCCUUUCGCUUCCUGCUUUCACACGCGUCCCAUUUCGUUCGUUUUAAUGUUUUUUUUUUGUUUUUCUUCUAAUACACGUAGCCCUUUCUUGAUUAGUCUGCCUCUAUUUAUGGGUGUUUGUGUGUAUAUGCGAUGAAUACACGAAGCUUGUUCCUGCCCAGUAACGAAACGCCAACUGGACAUUUCAUUCCUCUUGAUGCUGCGACUAGACGCCAAUAAGAAUCUGAGAUAGAACCCCCUACUCAUUUUCCAAUAUUUUCCCAAUGUUGGUCAAUACAAGACUUGCUUGUGGUAU
Daphnia carinata is the source of this 1054-nucleotide messenger RNA. RefSeq lists its product as uncharacterized. The coding region runs from base 388 to 750 and encodes 120 amino acids. The transcript has 3 exons. The record is from RefSeq and is a predicted model, not a curated record. NCBI's taxonomy places the organism in Eukaryota, Metazoa, Arthropoda, Branchiopoda, Diplostraca, Daphniidae.